Messenger RNA from Mizuhopecten yessoensis (Yesso scallop), 4619 nucleotides. RefSeq lists its product as uncharacterized. Gene Ontology annotation, molecular function: zinc ion binding. Lineage: Eukaryota; Metazoa; Mollusca; Bivalvia; Pectinida; Pectinidae. The coding region runs from base 233 to 2278 and encodes 681 amino acids. The transcript has 3 exons. The record is from RefSeq and is a predicted model, not a curated record.
CCAGGAAACGCCUAAGACAUAAGAUCACUUUCUCACCAAAACAUCGAAUAUAUCACCAAUGUCGUGACGUCAGCAGCGAAACAGUUUUCUGGAUUGCCCAUGGCAACAAGGAAAUGCCGACAUCAAAUUUCAUUGACAGACAUUCGAAGACAACAAAAAAACGAAAUUGUCACCGAUAUCGUGACGUCAGCAGCCAACAAGAGAAAACCGCAUAUUACUAUCCAUUACGGACAUGGCAGAAGCUGCCCCGAUACCAGAAUACAGAUGCUUGAUUUGUACGACACCUUACAAAGAUCCGAGGAAGCUGCCCUGUGGUCAUACCUUCUGCUACCGAUGUCUGACGUCAUACAUCGAAGCGGAACACGUCACAGCAGACGAGGAUCGGCACUACUUCCCGUGUCCGGUCUGCGAUGCACCGAGUGCUCCUAGUGACGUCAGUGCGGAUGUAAGUACAUGGGCGGAAUGUUUCCCUAUAAAUAAUUUGUACCUUAACCCUAUAACAGCAGAGACGUCUGAUGUUCAUCUCUGUGCACCAUGUCAACGAGGCAAAGAAUCAAAUCGAGCCGAGGUCUGGUGUACAGACUGUGGUGAAAAGCUCUGCAAACAAUGCAGAAUAUAUCAUGAGCGGAGCAAGCCAUCAUCAAACCAUCGGCUUGUCUCCGUUUCCACUACUGUCGGAGGAAUCUGCGAUGUUAUGGUCAACGAAAUCUGCCCCAGUCACGAUGGAAAGCAGUUGGAUGUCUAUUGUGUAGACCACAGUGUCAUGUGUUGUGGUGUCUGUGUGUCGGUGUCACACAGGCACUGUAACAAUGUUAAACCAAUAGAGGAUUUGGUCAGGAAGACCAAGGCCGGACAACACACCAGGGAGACAGAAUGGAAGGAGCUGAGAGAGGAAACUAAGAAGAUGCUAGACGAUGACGAUUUGGGGGUGACCCUGCUUACCUCCACAGAAAAGGAAGUGUCGGCGGAAAUGACGAACAGGAUACAGCAAGCUAAAGAUAAGCUUGAUAACCUCAACGCAACAUACCAGUCAGACCUCGCGGAUAAGUGCAAAGCACUCAGGAAAAAGAUAUCUGCUCGACGGAUGUGUGUCAACACAUUCCACACCAAUGCGGAAAAUUCACAUCUAUUGAUGUCACAUUUAGAUCAACAGAUAUCAGAACGUCAUAAGUUUUUCAUAAGAGAACAAUCAAAAAAUCAAAUAUCAGGACAUUACCGUCGUAUGGAUCAAAACACAAAGAAACAACCGAAUAGAUUUGACAUCACACUUAAGUUAGGAACAAUAAUUGACGAAAUCAUGAAAAUGACAACCUUGGGGAAUGUUGACGUGACCUCGACAAUAUCAGCUGUAUCUCAGAACGCGAAUGUAUGUAUAGGCACAAUGAUUGAGACCUUGCUUUCGACACCUUCAGCUUCAACAUUAGCAGACUCGACUUCGACCUCCGACCUCACGGGUUCACUGCAGUAUUUGACCGUAAAGGCAGCGGUUGAUGUAUGGACCGGAUCGGUAUCUUGUGUAAAGACAGUAGACGAAAGUACACUAGGAGAGUCAGUUACACCUUUGUUGACGGGAGGUAUCUUUACUGACAACAAUGAAUUACUUAUGACAGAUUACAACAACAGAAGACUCCUACUGUUUGAUGACACGUAUUCCUACGUGAGAGAAUUUAACAUUAAUGGACAUCCAACAGAUAUAGUACGUGGACGUGCUGAGGAUGAGGUGUUUGUGGCUGUAAACGACAAUGAAAUACUUAAGUAUCAACUAAGGAAUGGUCAGCUAACCUUGAUCAACAAGAUCAGCUGUCCACAAGGAACAUGGGGUAUAUCAGUUCUCGGGGACAACAUCCUGGUCGGUACGGAUGGUAGUGUGAAGGUUAUGACAGAUGGGAAGGUGACCAAGUCAAUAAAGAAACGUGGAGGUAACACAUACAUUACCACAUCUCCUUCUAGUGCCACCGUGUAUCACAGAGAUAACAAUGACGUAGUGUGUAGACGACUGGACAGACACGCAGAGGUCUACAGGUACAGAGAUCCUGGUCUGAAAGACCCUAUAGGUAUUGGACUGGACCGGGAUGACAAUGUAUAUGUAUGUGGAAAUCAUUCUGGAAAUGUUCACCUUGUUUCACCUGACGGGUCACGUGGGAGGGUACUGGUGUCCAAGCUAUCUGCUAUCAAUAAGCCGUGGUGUGUAGUAGUCCAUCCAACCAAACAGGAGUUCGUGGUCACUUCUUUCCAGGAGUCCACGUCACUCGAGGUGUACAGAUUUAAUAGCAAAUAAGUACAAAUGUAAUCCAAUGAGAAAUUUUGAUAUGAUAUUAGACAAAUAUUUAAGAACAAACCAGGAAUCAAUAGUCACUUCACUUGUCUACGUCUCUCUAGGUAAACAGAAUUACUGAUUAUGAACUAUUGUUGUGAGACAAAAUCAUUUAAACAUUAGGAAAACAUUUUAGAGCAAAGUAAAUCCAUGCAGGAUCUCACACAAGUAGAGAUAUCAAAACAGUUACGAUUUCAUAUGAUGUCGUAUGGAGUUUGAAAUAGUUAAAUAUUUAAUGUGUCCUAUUAUUAUCAAACACAUGCAUGAAGAAUUCCACAUUUUGUGAUUAUUUAACCAUGAACAAAUCAAAGGAUGAUGCCGUCAAAUCUGCCUUUGGUAGGAAUUUCUGACGUCAUGGUAUAUUUCUUGUGACGUCAUGAUGGAUGGCAUUUCACAUGUAACGCUACAUAUCAGCGAGUACGAAGCUAAAUAUUUGUUGUUUAUUUUGUCGCCACAAUCAUAGUAUAUCCUAGCACAGGACCAAUAAUACCAAAAUGAGAAAAAAAUAGUUAUUCAAAUCAAAAUCGUUGUAACUAUUGUAGUAGAUAUGAUUUCGUUGUGAAAGAUUAGGACAACUCUUCUAUUUGUGCUCACUUUCAGUUUAUUCAAUAAGUGUAUGGCAAGUGUUGUGAAACCAAAACAACAAGUACAAAACACAUUUUACAGUCAUAGAUAUACAUUUACAAAUGCAAGGGAAAUAACCCUUACACGAUUACAAUUACAACUUUUACGAAAUACAACUAAACUCAAAAUUUGACUUUGGAGUCCAUAUAUUUGACCUUGGACGAGUCAAGGGUCAUGGCUGUGGAGUGAAGAAGUUGAGUAGUGUCUCCUGUGUAUUUUUGUCGAUAAUACAUCAAAAACUGUCCGGAAAUACCUAAAGUCCUGCAUACGCAUGCAUUUUUGUAUAGUGACAUAACUUUAAAUGUCAAACCUUUGAAAAAAGGAGCUGAUAGUGACCUUUGUAGUCGAUUUAUUUACCACCUGUUACGUAAACACCCCACCGGAUACGCAGGUGUACACGUGGAAAUAGACAUACAGGUACAGGUGCGCGUGCAGCGUGAAUCUUAUAUGGUCCGAACACUGAGUACAUAUUGUACAUUCUCAAACUUAUAUAUUUGUCACUUAUUGACAGUUUGUGUCCAGAUGUCUUCACAUCUAACUACUGAUAUGGAAUAGUCCGUUACUGACAUGAAUACAUGUACUGGUUUCAGUAAUAUUGCCACGUGCUUCGCUAAAUUACACGUGCAGUUAACUUCCAUUAGCACAGAUGUGCUUGUCCUGGAUAAAGUAUCCAAUCUACAAUAGUUCGCAAAUAACACAAAUGAGCACAUGAGUGAAUUACAUGAGUCAACUCUACCAAAUUUUGAACAAAAAUUACAGACAAGGUAACCGAGGAGGAGCACGAACGACUUAACCUGUAUAUAUGGUACCGGAAGUGGAAUUUUGUGAUUCGAGGAGUCGCCAGUACACUACAGAAGAAACCCAGAGUCACUGAAAUUAAAGUACGGGACUUUGGUAUUCAAAAGCUAAAAAGUCGAAGGAAAACGCAGCGUGCAUGCUUUUUACUGCAGUGCACCGUCUCCCAGGUUGCAGUGAGGGUAAAAACAACGUCAUCACCCGACUAAGUAGUCUCCUGUACAGGGAUGUGGUGAUGGAGGCAGCUUUCACCCUCGCUUCCGGUUCCGGAUAUAGUGUGGUGCAGGACUUGCCCCAUCGGCGAGCAAACGUCGAAGCGAACUACUGAAGGCUCGGAGGGACAUGACACCAUCAGAACGCUCAAAAUACAAACUUGUUCACAAAAAAGAUUAUCCAUUUGUUGAACUUGUAACAAAAAAUGAUCUACGUCAGGAACAAAAAAUAGGUUGUGAAUUUUGUAAUUGUUAUAUUUCGUGUGUAUUUUGAUCGAGAUGAAGUGCGGUAAUUAAAAGGAAACAACAACAUGUUUUUUCUUAGUAAAACACAGAGUCGAGUGGAAAUCGAUGAAGUUUUUUAAUUUGUAAUUGUAGAAACAGUGAUCUUGUUAAAACUGUUAAUAUUUUUUUGUGGGUCUGAAAAUUAUGAUUAUUGUUGCUUUUUGUAUAACAAAACACCAUGACUUUUAUUUUUCGAUGAAUGCAUAAUGCAAAUGUUUGUUUAGAGUUGUCGUCCCUUGCACUUGAAGCGAGUGGCAAGGGCGGCAGCUCGGGUUGGGGAUCGGUAUCAUGGGUAACUGCAAGUAAACCGCAAUCGUUCUUGAAAUGGUGCAGAAUUGGAAGCGGAAAGUGCGGUUUUAGUUUGUAUGUUUUAUGUUUUAAUACCUCAA